This is a messenger RNA of Trichomycterus rosablanca, 1047 nucleotides long. RefSeq names its product MAPK regulated corepressor interacting protein 1 (gene mcrip1). The record is from RefSeq and is a predicted model, not a curated record. The coding region runs from base 155 to 439 and encodes 94 amino acids. Lineage: Eukaryota; Metazoa; Chordata; Actinopteri; Siluriformes; Trichomycteridae. The transcript has 5 exons.
ACCCGGAGCUGCUUGGAUUGCGUUGGAAACACUGCGGCUGCAGCUAGCCUGGCUUUUUCUCAUUUAUAGGACCGAAGCAACACAUAUCGCGGGCAGGUAUUGAGCUGUGCAAGACUCUGCCAAGACUGUAAAAAGGAGACAAAUUUAUUGCACAAUGACCAGCUCAUCUGCACCCAGAAUGCAUACAUACAAAAGGACAUCUAGCCCACGGUCUCCAACGAAUACUGGGGAACUCUACACACCUGCACAUGAGGAAAAUGUGCGGUUUAUCCAUGAAACAUGGCUGUCUGUGCUAAGAGAUAUUAAAUCACAACAAAACAGUGAACGAGGAACACAGGAAUAUGUGGAAAAAAACCCAAACCCCAAUUUGCAUUCCUUUACACCAGUUGACCUGAGCGACCUCAGAAAACCAAGUACACAAGAAAUCAAGAAGUCUUAGUGAAUUUCUUCCCUCCUCCUGGUCCAAAAGCUUUUUUUUUUGUUCUGUUUGGGACUUUUUUAUGCCAGCAACCUUCUGUCAGCCAAUAAUAAGCCAGUUUGUUUGGUCACCUUUAGAAGCCUCAGCAUUCUUCCUCUUUGAACUUUAUUCUGGACGACGGGCUGAUGUACAUUUAAGAUAUGAAGAUAUGCCAUAUCCCUGAUUUCCUACCCUUCCUAUUAUUCAUUGGAAUAUAUGUUCUGAGUUUUUUCUAUAAGCAUUGUUUAAUUUAAAUAUAAUUGAUUACCUGGCAGAAGAAGGUGGCAUAGAGGAGUUAACACGAGGCCACCCAGCUACAGGCUCGACAGGCUGCGGUCUUAAAACGUACACUCAGUUUUUUUAAAACUUGCCCUUUUGAAAAUAGGUGCUGAGGUUUUUUUUUUUUGUUGUUGUUGUUUUUGUAAGUUAGUUUGCUAGAUAUUGGUAAUCAAAUUGAUAGUAACAGUGGGUUUGCAAAGCCAAGUGUUUUUAAAAGAGAUUUUUUUUAAGAAAAUUAAUACCUUUAAAGAGUAUGUCUUUCAAGCCUUGAAAUUUAAAUUGAAAUAAAAGUGACUUUUACGAUAUCUCAA